AUGAACACGUCAGAAAGUGAUAAUUCAAAAGUGAGUCCUAUCAAGGAUUCAUCAGAAAAAGAUUUAGUUGAGAUCUCAAGUAAUUCUAUGUCUUUCAAUGAGGUUAAAUCUAAAAGAAACUCUGAAGAAAUCCCAAGUGAAGUGAAGAAAGACUGUGAAUCAGAUUCAGAUGUUAGCCUUCAACCUGGUGUUCAAAUGGUUGAACUACUUCGACACGCUUGGCCUAAGAAACUGUUGUACAUUGCCUAUGGAUCCAUUGUUCUAUCUUCGUUAAUCGUCAAUUUUUCAAAAUAUGCUUCUGGGACAUAUACACCUUUUGUCACUAGCGAUUUUAAUACGCAUUCUCUUCUAUCAACUGCUGGAGUUCUUGAAAGAAUUGCUAGCAUAGUCUCUUACCCAAUUGUUGCAAAAACCUCUGACUUUUUUGGAAGAGCUGAUGGAUUUUCCCUUGCAUUCACAAUUAUUAUUGUUUCAUAUAUUAUGUAUGCUUCUUGCCAAAACAUAUAUACCUAUGUUGCUGCCUCUGUAUUUGACUCCAUUGGUGAUGUAUCAUAUGCAAUUAUGGUACAAAUAUUUAUAUCCGACACUUCUUCUUUUGCUAACCGUGGAUUUCUUUUAUCUCUUCCCGAAGCAAUUACAACAAUUCCCACUUUAUAUCUGGGUUCUAUCGUUGCAGAAAGUAUGCUUGAUCAUUCAACAUGGAGGUGGGGAUAUGGAAUGUGGGCACCAAUUAUCUUCUUUAUUGCGCUGCCACUUAUUGGAAUACAAUGGUAUCUUCAAAGAAAAGCCACUCAAUCUGGUGUUGAAAAAAAAAAAAUCCGAAUCUUUCAAAAUUUUAAACAGGGUGAUUCCAUUUGGAAAAAGAUUUAUCGUGUUCUUUGGAUUGAACUUGAUUUGGGGGGUGCACUUCUUUUAAUUGGAGCCUUGUCUCUAAUUCUAGUCCCCAUAACACUCACAGGGAAAUCAUACUCUUAUCGUUGGCAUGAUGCUUCGUUCAUUGCUAUGUUUGUUGUGGGAUUUGUGCUUCUUGGUGCCUUCUUAUAUUGGGAUACUAGAAUUGCUGAGAAGCCAUUUAUUCCUUACAGAAUGAUUAAACACUGGACUGUGAUUGCUGCCUUGUUAAUGAAUGCUUUUGAUUUUUGUGCGUAUGCAAUUUACACAAGUUUUUUCCCAAGUUUUCUUCUUGUUGGAGCUGGGUAUUCGGCUGGUCAGUCUACGCGUGUAGAUAAUUCUCUUAGAGUAUCAUUUCAAAUAUCAUCAGUUGUUAUUGGUCUUUUCAUGAAAUACUUUCAAAGAUCAAAAAUAUUUGUUCUUAUUGGAGUGCCUCUCUGUAUCUUAGGUCAAGGCCUCAUGAUAUAUCUUACAAACAUUAAUGGAACACAUGUUGGCUCUGAAGUGGCAUUUGUGACUGCUAAAGUACUUUAUGGUAUUGGGCGUGGUUUUUAUCAAACAUCUCUCCAAGUAUCUGUUCAAUCAGUAGUCACAAAGCAGGAUGUUGCCGUUGUUACCGCAUUAUUUUUUGCUGCGAUGAGUCUCGGUGGUGCGAUAGGUGUUUCAAUUGGAGGAGGAUUUUGGAAUAACUACCUACCUGAAAGGUUAGUUGAAUUUCUCCCAGAAGAAGCACAGAAAAAUGCCACAAGUAUCUUUAAAAGUAUAACUGUUGCUCGAGCCACAAAAGGAGAAAUUAGAGAAGCAGUUAAUACUGCAUAUCGACUCACGCUCCAAAAAUUGGCCAUUAUGGGCACUUGCUUUCUAAUUCCUCUUCUUUUAUUAAUGUUCUUUAUUAAAAACACACAUCUUAACACUUCAGAAGAAGAAAUAAAUUCUGAAGAGGAAGAAAAGGAAAGAGUAAAGAAUCAUGUCAUAACACAUCAUGAACAAACUUCACCAGAAGAAGGGCCCGUGAUCAAAAGCUCUAUUAUAAUUCAAGAAAAAAUUUAA
Molecule: messenger RNA, 1941 nt
Organism: Magnusiomyces paraingens
Lineage: Eukaryota; Fungi; Ascomycota; Dipodascomycetes; Dipodascales; Dipodascaceae
Exons: 1
Coding region: 1-1941 (646 amino acids)
Biological process (GO): siderophore transmembrane transport
Molecular function (GO): siderophore-iron transmembrane transporter activity
Source: RefSeq, a predicted model, not a curated record